AUGUCCAUUUGGCGCUCCUUUGGCUCCUCAAUACCCUUCCUCUCGAUGUCACCUCGCACGGCCUCCCCCCCUCCCCCUCCCCCCGACGGGUUCUGUACCGUUCGGAUCCUGUCGUACGGUCUGCAGGCACUUGUGGCCAAGUACGGCACAGACUGGGUGGCUGUAGCUGAGGGCUUUGGUGGCCGCUUUGACCGGCACCAGGUUCGUGACCGUUGGUACGGCGUCAUGACUGCAAGCGGGCCUCGCCGUGUCGGCAAAUGGUCCGCGGAUGAGGACGCUCAGCUCGUGAAGGCGGUGGACGAGCUGGGGCAGAAAUGGACGGCAGUUGCACGCCACGUGGCUGGCCGUACCGCCCGCCAGUGCCGGGAGCGCUACGUCAACCUGCUACAGCCAGGCCUCAAGUUUGGCCCCUUUUUGGGCGGGGCCCCAGCGCGAAGCGCCCAGGGGGGCCCCGACCUCACCGGACUUCAUAUGUUAAGCAACGGCUCCGUUUGCGGUCUGCCGUACUGUCCAUGCGGCAUGCACCCGGAUGUCGAUUGCUACCAGCCUGUACGGAUGCAGAGGGGCCCCGCCCUUUUUCCGGCUUCCUUGAAGCCGACACCCAACUUGUCGAAGGAGGAGCAGAAGGUGCUGGCGGAGGCGUGUAGAGAGCUGCAGGCGGCGUACGGCAGGAUCACUUGGGCUCGCGUGGCGGAGCGACUGCCGGGCCGUACGGACGACCAGUGCAGCCGAGCGUACGAAGGGCUGGUCAAACACGACAAGGGUUGGUCGGUCAUUCGUGUUGGCCGUCCUGCUCCUCAACGGCCGAGCCAGGACCUCCUUUCCCAAUCUCCGCCGCCUCCGUCUCCUCCUCUCCACGGUGGGGGCGGCACCGCAACGGCGGCGCGCAUGACCAUGAAUCCAGACUAUGGCACAAAGCAGUGGCAAAUUCCGGGGGCGGCGGCGUUCGCAGUGUACAUCCUCGCUUUUCCCGCACUGUAA
Volvox carteri f. nagariensis is the source of this 981-nucleotide messenger RNA. RefSeq names its product transcription factor Myb16 (gene myb16). Bases 1 to 981 code for a protein of 326 amino acids. The transcript is spliced from 7 exons. The record is from RefSeq and is a predicted model, not a curated record. NCBI's taxonomy places the organism in Eukaryota, Viridiplantae, Chlorophyta, Chlorophyceae, Chlamydomonadales, Volvocaceae.